This is a messenger RNA of Didymodactylos carnosus, 700 nucleotides long. Lineage: Eukaryota; Metazoa; Rotifera; Eurotatoria; Philodinida; Philodinidae. The record is from the annotation of a GenBank genome assembly.
AUGGUAUUCAUUUCGUGGUUGAAUAAAAAAAUUGAUGGAAUUAUUGAUCAAACACAGUUACAUUUAAAUUUUGAAAAAGAAGGCAAUUAUGAUUAUUUUAUAAAAAAUAUUCAAUCAUCAAUAAACGGUGCUAAUCUUCAAUCAUUAAAAUUACAAAAAGCCAAUGAAAUAAAACAUUUUUUUUCUAUCUAUUCUCUUAGUUCAUUGAUUCAACUUCGUUUAUUAUCAUUAAAUUUUAUGUAUUCUUCUAAUGACAAUUCAUUUAAAUUUUGGAAUCAACUUUCAUCUUUAAAAUAUUUACGAUCAUUGAAAAUUAUAUUUUUGCCCAAUGAUUCUGAUAGUGUCAUUGAAGAAAGAGAAUUUAUUAUUCUUUCGAUAUUUAAUCAAGAUUUUUGUCCUUUACUCACUUGUUUUAUCAUCGAUACUUAUGGCACGAGCAGAUUGAAAGCUAAAAUUCCUUCAUUAAUAAAAACAACUAAAAUAACCAAUAUAAAAUAUUUCUCGAUUGACUGUUGGACUUUUAGUGAUUUGAUUAAAUUACUUUCUGGAUUACAAAAUAUUAAAUCAUUUUGUACGCAGCACGAGUUAUCUUAUGAUGAGGAAUUUAAUGAAUAUCAUAAAAUGACAAUUGCAAUGCCAUUGAUGCUUAAGUGCAUUAAGUUGAAUCUGUCGUUAUCAGACGAUAUAACUUUUGAACACG